Molecule: messenger RNA, 5966 nt
Organism: Pseudoliparis swirei
Lineage: Eukaryota; Metazoa; Chordata; Actinopteri; Perciformes; Liparidae
Gene: adam22
Product: ADAM metallopeptidase domain 22
Exons: 32
Coding region: 168-3104 (978 amino acids)
Biological process (GO): proteolysis
Cellular component (GO): postsynaptic density membrane
Molecular function (GO): metalloendopeptidase activity
Source: RefSeq, a predicted model, not a curated record
CGGCGUUCACACUCGUCAGGACCCCGAUGGCCCCUAACCAGAGGGACUGCGCUACCCAGACGACCAGUCUAGGCUUCAAGCUCCCCUAGCGAAGGCAGGACCCCGAGAGCCUGCUCCUGGAAUACCGCAUUGUUUUCUAAUUUCCAACAAGAGAGAGAAAGGGGACGAUGCUGAUGAUGCGCCCGCGAUGGUGGAUUUCCCUUUUGUGCGUCUGUGGAUUGAUGCACGUCGGUCAUCAGAGCAGCACUAAUGCCCAAAAAGCAGACGCCUUGUCGAGCUUGAAGGCUCUUCGUGAUGCAGCCAGGUUUGUCGGGAAGGAGGACACGGUGCCUCUCCGCCUGUUCUACAGCCGGCACAACCACAGCCAGAUCACGGAGGAUGAGCUCAGCACCAGGGUCAAAGCCAGCUCCGGCUCCACUCAGGUGAACCAUGUGGCCCAAGCGAGCUUUCAAGUCGACGCUUUUGGCAGGAAAUUCGUCUUGGACGUGGAACUGAACCAUGAUCUGCUGUCGUCAGGGUACGUGGAGAGGCAUCUGUCGGAGAAAGGGAAGACCGUCGUCACCAGUGGAGGAGAGCACUGCUACUACCAGGGGAAGGUCAGAGACGUCCCUCACUCCUUCGUGGCCGUCUCAACCUGUCACGGAUUGUCUGGGAUGUUUUUUGAUGGCAAUCACACCUACAUGAUUGAACCUGGUGGACAGGGCAGCAGCAAUGGAGAUGUCCACAUUCACAUGAUAUAUAAAUCUGCAAGGCAUGAUGGAUUUAAUGAUCUCCUCAAAGGUGAUUUUCCAGAGCCGCCUUUUCCCAGUCCUCCGUUUCCCGGGUCAAGAGUUGUUCACAGGAGAAAAAAGAGACAGGCUCCACAUAUGUCACACAAUGAGACCAAAUACAUUCAGUUGAUGGUGAUCAAUGACCAUUUAAUGUACAAGAAGCAUCGGCUUUCCGUUGGACACACAAAUAACUAUGCAAAGUCAGUGGUCAAUAUGGCUGACAUGAUUUUCAAGGAACAGCUUAAUACCCGGAUUGUGCUCGUUGCCAUGGAGACAUGGUCAGCUGACAACAAGUUCAACAUUGAUGACGACCCCAUGGUGACGCUGAGGGAGUUCAUGAAGUAUCGAAUAUACUUCAUCAAGGAGAAAUGCGACUCCGUUCACCUCUUCUCAGGGAAUCGUUUCCAUAGCAGCUGGGGAGGAGCAUCCUAUAUGGGAGGAGUUUGCUCCCUGGAUAAAGGGGGAGGAGUCAAUGAGUAUGGUAAAACAGAUGAGAUGGCCAUAACCCUCGCUCAGUCUCUUGGACAGAACAUUGGCAUCUUCUCUGACAAGAAGAGGAUCCUCAAUGGCGAGUGCAAGUGUGAAGAUCGUUGGUCGGGCUGUAUCAUGGAUGAUGUUGGUUUCUACCUGCCCAAGAGGUUCUCCGACUGCAACGUGGAAGAGUUCCACAACUUUCUAAACAGCGGUGGAGGAGCCUGUCUGUUCAACAAACCUCUAAAGCUUUUGGACCCUCCGGUGUGUGGAAAUGGCUUCAUGGAGCCAGGAGAGGAGUGUGACUGUGGCAGCCCAGCGGAGUGUGCCAGCGAGGGGGAGGCCUGCUGCAGCAAGUGCACUCUGACCCAAGGCUCCAAGUGCAGCAAUGGACUCUGCUGCAACAGAUGCCAGAUGGAGUUCAUGGGAGUCGUGUGCAGAGAUUCAGUGAACGACUGCGACAUCCCAGAAAACUGCACAGGCAAUUCCAGCCAGUGUCCAACAAAUGUGCACAAGAUGGAUGGCUACACUUGUGAAAAGGACCAGGGCCGCUGCUUCAAUGGAAGGUGCAAAACCAAAGACAGACAGUGCAAGUACAUUUGGGGAGAGAAGGCAACAGCGGCUGACAAGUUCUGUUACGAGAAGUUAAACAUUGAAGGGACAGAGAAAGGCAACUGUGGGAAGGACAAGGACACCUGGACCCAGUGUAACAAACAGGAUGUUCAUUGCGGGUACCUGCUGUGCUCCAACAUCUCACCUGCCCCGCGACUGGGAGAGCUGCAUGGAGGGAUGACCUCUUUCUCAGUAGCCCGGCACAGUGCUUCUCUGGACUGCAGCGGUGCCCACGUGCUGAUCGAUGGAGACACUGACCUGGGGUACGUCGAGGAUUGGACCGCCUGCGGGACAGACAGCAUUUGUUUUGAUCACAAAUGUCUCCCCAUCCAAACGUUCAACAUCAGCACCUGUCCCGGGACCACGGACAAGACCAUCUGUUCUGGACACGGGGUGUGCAGUAGUGAGCUGAAGUGUGUGUGUUACCUGGGAUGGGCAGGAGAAGACUGUAACGCCACGUCUCCCCUCAGUUAUCUUGUGGUCGGACCCACUUCUUCAGUCUCAGGUAUCAGCAGUACCAACAUCAUCAUCGGGGCCAUCGCAGGCUCCAUCCUCGUCCUCGCCCUUGUUCUCGCUGUUACAGCCUGGUGUUACAAGAGCUACAAGCAGAGAUGCUAUGUGGAGUCUGAAGUUCAUCGAAGAUUCUGCCGGCAAAUGCCCCCAGGUGACUAUGUAACGAAGCCUGGGGAUGCAGAUUCCUUUUACAGUGACAUGCCUCCAGGUGUCAGUACAAACUCUGGCUGCAGCUCCAAGAAGAGGUCAGCCUGCCUGUCGCAUCUACAGAUUUGCACUCCGUCCUUCACCCCCUCCUUCGCAUCCUUUUCUCAGAACAUCUCACUGUUUGGCUUCAGAUCUAAUGGACUAUCCCACUCGUGGAGCGAGAGAAUCCCAGACGCCAAAAAAAUCUCUGACAUCUGUGAAAAUGGGCGACCGAGGAGCAACUCAUGGCAAGGAAAUCUGAGCGGUAAUCGCAAGAAACUCAAAGGAAAGAAGUUCCGUGCUCGCUCCAACUCCACAGAGUAUUUAACCCCUCGCUUCAAAGAAUUAUAUGAUGUAACUAAAUGGGUAGAAGAUGUGAAUAUAAACACUCAAGGACCUUGCCUUAGGACGCUAUCCCCUGCCAAGUCUCCCACUUCCUCUACAGGAUCUAUUGCAUCCAGCAGGAGAUACCCGUACCCCAUGCCCCCUCUCCCCGAUGAGCAGAGGAAAGCCAACAGGCAGAGUGCCAGGCUGUGGGAGACUUCAAUAUAACAGCCUUCUUGCCCACCGAGUCCUCAAGGAACUACACUCGUCUCUCCUUUUCUAGGAAUGAAAAACAUACAACUGAAACAAAAUUGACUCUAAGUGAUGUUAGAGAAACAGAGCGAGCCCCCCCACUGGAGUGGAAAUAGGCAACGGUGUGUGUGAGUGAGUGUGUACAAGCAUCUCCGAGGCUGUCUUGCCAGGCAGCGUCAUCCAGCGGAUCUCUACAAGAUGAUGCAGAUCGAAUGCCGGCGGAGAAACCAUCUCCACAUCCACUCCAGACCAGCUGGAGCUCAGACUGAGCUGUUCCUGUCCGCUCAGGCCUCAGCCCUAGGACUGGAAACCCCCUCUACUCUCACCCCUGCACCUGUCCUCAAACAUCUACUCGACCUUUACAUCCUCUCUUGAUAGACUUCAUUGCCCCUCCCCCCAUCUCCUUGUUUCCAGCGAGAAGAAACAAUGGAGCCAGGAGCAGGUCAUCGUAUCACACUGCAUCUCUGGACUUGUUGGAUCAUUUUGACGCACGUGAAUCACUGUAGAAACUCCAACACUGUAUGCAUGAGACAACCGUUUAUCAACAACUUCCUCCGACUGAAAAGACACGAAGAACAGUUGUCCAAUCUGAGAAGAAAGCAUGCGAGGGGGCAGUGAUUUUAAUACCUUCUGCAGGCUUAGAUGCUUUCUCUCUACUAUAGGUAAACCAUAUGUAUCAUCAGUUAUUACCCAUAACCCAUGACGUGGGCCCCGUCCUGCCCUUCCUCCCUUCAGUAUAGUAUGUUUGUGCGUGUGUAAAUAUGUACAGUAAAAAUACACACAGAGUAUGUUUUUGCUUUUACUUUGAAAGAGGAAACGAGUCUCUUCCUGCUGUGUUGUGUUGUAAGGCAGAAGUGGAUCUCUGUAGGUAAGCGUAGGAGAACCGCAAUCGUUUUCUGUCUGUGUUUCUAUUUUUCGUCCAGAUUAUUUUCCGCCCUCUGGCUUUUUCCUGUGUGACUGUGACUUCUAAAAGCUUUUUCCAUCCACAGCCGAAUGUAAAAGUGUUUUAAUAUUAUCUUAACACUAGUCUCCAUCCAUUUCUGGGAGAAAUACACUCAUCCAGUAAUGCCUGAGGGAAAUAUUGAUAACAAUGUUGAUUGUGGCACAUUAAGAAUUAUGCUAGAAGCGGUUGUUGAUGAGUAUUAUUUAGGACAACUUUAAUAGUUUUAUGUGCUAUUGAAGUGUCAGGGAUGUGUUUGGUGUAGUUGUAGACGUGCCACUUUUAACUCAUGGAGGUGAUUGGAAAUUUGAAAAUGAUAAUAUUAAGAUGUUAGUUCCCCCUUGAUUCUACAUUCGGGUGUUGGGGACCAGCGUGCUCCCAUUUUCACCGUGGCAGCACAAGUCGCUCAGAUGAAUGUGAGAAUAAGAAUAACGUGAGUGCAGUUGAUGACCUCACUCGGGCGAGGAAUCUGGAAACUGAUUGAAAUGUGCAUUUUGGAUUAAGCUGUAAUGAAUGAGAUAUUUAGCCUUGUAAAUGAUUAACUAUGCGGUGCAGUGCUUGCUGUUUGAGCUUGUGAAGACCAGCAGCAUGACAGUUCUAUAAUCUAAUGAUUUUAUUUCUCUGGCAGGCUAUUUGUGAGACCGUAACGGGAAACAAGCAUGUCACUAAAAGACUCGUUCCCCUCGUUGCCUAUUAGCUGUUGUCUAAACGGGUUUCUGAUCCACAGACUACACUGCUCAGCAAAGUUGGGGCAAUCUUUGGCAGGAUGUUAAAAAAAUAUUCAGAAUGGGGUUUUAGUGCUAAUGUGAUGCCAGUGUAGCUAUUUAAGGUGGAUUUUCAUGGAAACUACUCCCAUCUCACUCCCCAAAAGCAAGUCAUUUGUACAGUUACAACUCUUUGUUCUACCUUGUGUAGAAAUUGUUGUCUUAAGGCCUCCUGUUUGUCAUUUUACUGUUCUUUUGUUAUUGUUCCGGUGUGUGCACUUAUUCAUUUGUAAUUCAUGUGCGUUAGGACUGUAUAGUUCAUAAGAUCUUCACAGUAUUGGACUAAUGUUGCUUCUAGUAUCUUUUUUUAUUAAGUACCUUUGUAAUGUUCACUCUUUUCUCAGCGUUAUGUACAGCAACAAUUCAAACAGUAAUUAAGUGCUUUAUUGUAAUUAUGUGUGUUGAUGAGUUUGAAUGGAGACCGUUUUUUUAAACCUAUUGUCCCGGGGCCAAUAGAAGCAGUCGUCCCUCUGGCAUGUGCUAAUCUGUAACAUAAGGUUUGGACACACGUAAUGUUGAACAUGAGAUCUAUAUGGGCUCAUGAUUUGCCUUCGACCAGAGCGGUCUUAUUUGCUCUGGUCUUCUUAAAAGUAUUUGUGGCGUCUCGUGGCCCAGUCGUCUUCCUGGGCUACGCCAAGGCUUGCGGAGAGCGUCUCAGAUCUUUGAGUAAUAUUUUUAACAUCAUAAUACUGUCCAACAGCAAAACAUUUCUCCUGGUGUUUGGGACAUUGCACUAUACGACAUUCUGAUGACUCUCCGCUCAGGAUGGGACCACCUGGACUGCAGUCAAUCCUCUGAACAUAUCGGCCGUGCCUGCCUGCGCACGGCUGGACAGACCGAUCCUAACAGGACCACCCCUCAGAUGAGCGGUCUGUCUAUCUGACCAGAGUUGAAUGUAUUCAUGUACCACCCAGUUCAACCAUGUGGUCCCAUUCUGCCAGACACAUCAGCACCCUGCUGCAGCAACCCACAUGUAGUAGUUCAAAUCUAAUCUGCUGUCUUUUUUAUCUUUAUUUAUUAAUUUUGCCUGAAUGCUGUACAGACUGAUGAUGCAAAAAAUCAAUCCCCAUAUUUGCUCCUCUUAAUCAUUCAGUAUUGUAAUAUAUUUAAUAUAAAAUAAAACUUUCAUCAACA